UUGUUUAUUUACUUAUUAUUUAUUUAUUUAUUUCAUUUUUGCUCCCUACUUACAGGUACUUCUUCCGAUAUAUCCGUAACAACUGAACCUGCCGCCCUCGAACUAGCUAUCACGCGAGGAGGCAUACGCCAUAUUAUCGUCUGUGGGCACUCAGAUUGCAAGGCCAUGAAUUUGCUUCAUUCACUUCAUCAGUGUCCAAAGAAUUUCGACAUGGAGUCGCCAAUGGAUCAUUGGGUUCGGCGUAAUGGAUUUCGCAGCAUGAAACGCCUGAACGAGCGACUCCACAAAGGUGGCACAGUAUUGAAAUUCGGAACUAAAGUAGCUCCUAGUCAAGAUUUUGAGGCUAUAGUGGACCCACUGGACAAACUUCCUGUAGAAGACAAACUGUCACAGAUAAACGUCUUGCAACAGCUAGAGAACAUUGCAUCCCAUGAAUUCUUGAAGGAACAUUUUGAAUCAGGUAACCUAUUCGUUCAUGGGAUGUGGUUCGACAUCUACAACGGUGACGACUACCUCUUCUCCAGAGAUAAAAAACGCUUCGUCCUGAUAGAUGAAGGAACAGUUUCCAAUCUCAAGGCAGAACUGGAAUAUCGUUGUGGACGACCAUCAUCAGAUCAAGCUGACGAGACAGUUAGAUCAGCAAUUCUUACUAAUCCCUGA
This is a messenger RNA of Haemonchus placei, 660 nucleotides long. The record is from the annotation of a GenBank genome assembly. Lineage: Eukaryota; Metazoa; Nematoda; Chromadorea; Rhabditida; Trichostrongylidae.